Messenger RNA from Calypte anna (Anna's hummingbird), 3623 nucleotides. RefSeq names its product matrix AAA peptidase interacting protein 1 (gene MAIP1). Bases 16 to 765 code for a protein of 249 amino acids. Lineage: Eukaryota; Metazoa; Chordata; Aves; Apodiformes; Trochilidae. The record is from RefSeq and is a predicted model, not a curated record. Gene Ontology annotation, molecular function: ribosome binding. Gene Ontology annotation, biological process: protein insertion into mitochondrial inner membrane from matrix; inner mitochondrial membrane organization. Gene Ontology annotation, cellular component: mitochondrial inner membrane. The transcript is spliced from 6 exons.
CGGGAGGCGGCCAUCAUGGCGCUGCGCGCUGCCGCCGCCCGCUGCUGCCUCCUGACGCGGGCCCUGGCGGGGCCGGGGGUCUCUCGGCUCCCUCUGCCGCCCCCCGCAGCCGCCUCAGCCCCGUCGCUCUUCGGGUCCCGCCGGUUCCGCCCGUCCGCGCGGUUCGCCAGUAGCGGGGGUCAGGGCGCGGAGCCUGAGGGCCCGCAGCGGCGGGUGGUGGUGGUGAGGAUCACCAGCCCCUUCGCCUGGCUCCGCACACGCUUCUAUUACCUCCUCAUCCGCCUCUACUUCGACCAGGAGUUCAGCAUCGAGGAGUUCACCCGGGGGGCCAAGCAGGCCUUUUCUGUUGUUUCAAAGCUGCUGUCUCAGCGUAAACUUGACCUGCUGGAUGAGCUUGUCUCCGCAGAGGUGCUCCAGGUGCUGAAGGAAAAGAUUUCUUUGCUCCCUGAGAGCCACAGGGAUGCCUUAGCAGCUGACAUUGAUGCCAUCAUGUACACGACAGAGGGAGAUGUGCGCAUUUACUACGAUGAUGAUGGAAGAAAGUUUGUCAGUAUCCUGAUGCGGUUCUGGUAUCUGAAUGGUGCUAACCUGCCUGAUGAAGUACCAGGUGAAACAAAAGUUUUCCAGAUUAUGUUUGGAGAUGAAAGCACAAAAGAAAAAAGACAUCUCUUAACAGCAAACUAUGAGUUCCAAAGGGAAUUUACAGAAGGUGCAAAACCAGACUGGACAAUUACACGGAUUGAACAUCCAAGGCUAUUAGAAUAAAUACCUUCCACAGUCUUUUUAUCUACCACUGGAGAUGUUUUCCUGCUUUCUCCUUGAAAAGAGGCAGGAAUUUUGUAUGGUUGAUUUUCCAAAAAUUGAUCCUGAAACUUUCCCUAUGCUGCAGCAGUGCAAUAAAGCCUUUUCCCUGGAGAGGGCUGGUACAACUUUCAUUGGUACUGAUGCUCAUCCAAGGCAUUCACAACAGCUCAGUGUCCCACAGGCCAGUUCUGCUGGUAUGUCAGCUUUUUAUAUUCUGAGAAGAAAUGCUACUGCUUGAAGAUAAACAAGACUCUCCUGGCUGGUGGCCCUCCUGAGUUAUUUUCCUGUUUCUUUUUCUUUCCUAGGGACUGUACAAUGUGUAAUUGCAUAGUAUGCAAGAUGAAAUAGAGGUAGAUGGACUUCUUAGAUUGUCUAGCCUCAGCAGUUCAUUUUGAGGUAAUCUUGUUUUUGAGUAUAUUCUAGAUUAAGUUAGAGCCAUUAUCAGUAUUUGGUACAGGUCUGGAGUAAAUAAAAACAAUUUUUAGCCUUGCACUGGGAAAUGGAGUAAAGAUACAUGUGUUUUGAAAAGUAACAACAUUCCUUUCAGUUCAGUAACGUGCAGGCAAUCCCAAGUUUAGAGGCUGAUGAAAUAAAAGUCAGUCAGAACCAUGGACUUCAAAGAGGACCUGGCAGUGAAACUGAAUGAAGUCCUCUACUUAAAAUGCUUUUUGAACAACUGAGCAGCUUGUUAAUAUUAGAUAUUUCAACUGAAAAAUUUCCCAACUUUCAGAUUCUCAGUUUCUGGAACGUGAGAUCCUUGGUGCAAGUAGCUUGAGAUUUUUGGAGAUCAUAAUAUUUUCUUUUUUAUCCCCUAUCUCAACUUUAAAGAUAAAGCUAACUUUCUAAUCUAGAGAUUCAGGCAGUGUUUUGAAAGUAAAAUAAGCACAGCAACUGGGAUUCACAGUGAGUGGGAUUGAAAAAAGUGUAAAUUUAAUUUUCCAUGGUUCAGCUCUUUUGAUGCUGUGAUUUAAUGAGACUCAUGUUUAAAGCUUAUUAAGUUUUAUAUCAAGUGCUGGAAAAAUAAUUAAGGUAUUUUGCUCUGUCUUGGCAGCAGCAGGAGCUUAGCCCUAUAAUGGAGAAUUUGUGAUUUAUCCUCUGGACAAAGCUCACUGGGGACAGAGAGCCUCUUCUUCUAGGGAGAAACAAAAUUAUUUCUUGAGAAUUCUAUAUUUGCUGCUUAGCAUGCAGUCAGUCUGGAAAAGUUUGAGACAAAGUGAAAAAUGUUUUUUAUUCUGUGAGCCAUUUCCUGUCCAGUUUGGCCACUGAAUGAUGUGCCAGAAGCAGCUGUGAUCAGACAUAUUUAACAUGGUAUCAGGAGAACCAAGCAGGACACUGGUGAGGUGUGCAGAUACACUUCUAAAAAAAGUUAUUAUUGUGGAGUAAAAGAAGAGAAAAACCAGUGAAGCCAUGUUCAUAUUCAGGAGUAUUUUCACAUUAAAGCAACAGAGGUCUGUGUAGAAAUGCUACUACUUCUUCAUUUGGGUGACUUUAUUAGUAUCUUUUUUGCUUCCUUGGAUAUAUCCGAACAGGGGUCUCUGUCAGAACUGAUGAUGGAUUGCCCCUUUAAUAGUGAGUGCUCCAUUUUGGAAGCAAAGGCAAAGUAGACCCUUCUGUAUGACCAGAAAUAUUUUUUGGUCACCAUGAACUUGUGACUUGAUAGGAACAUGCCCCAGAUAGGAACAUGCCCCAAACUGAUAACACAGUUUUGCUGAAAAAUUGGAAAAUUUCUAUGUGCUCUUUUAUGCUUUCAAGGAUGUGCUUGUCUUGUAGGUUGGGGGGACAGCUGUGGGAUGCUUGUGCCUUUUUCCUCUCCAAUCUCCAUUUUAAAAACUAUCCUGGAGAUUAAAAUCUCCAGCAGAUGCAGAAUUACCCAUGGCCUUGCUGCACCUUGAAAAAAAUCUGAAAAGCACAUCAAUUACUAAGCCCACUGUGCUGGAAAGUGGUUGGCUUCCACAGUGAAUAAAAUUGGUGUAAUUAAACUGGAUUCAUGGUGUAAAUUACCCAGAACAAUGAGGUCACACACUGGCUGGACUACCCUUCAGCUGUGAAUGGAGAUUCAAAGCACCAUAUUUUUCUUCCCUGGGCAAAAUCUUGUGUUUUUGAGGUUCAUGGGGGGGGUUGGGAAGCCUUUAUUUAUUUGUUCAUCUGAAACUGUGGUCAUUUUCACUAAUUACUGACAAUGCUCAGCUGCAAACAGCUGCGUGGCACGAUUUCAGUGCAAGUGUCUGAAUCUAUGCUAUACAAGCACCAAUUAAAUGUGGCCAACAAAAAAAUAACUCAUUAAUUUGCACACCCCUCUCACCAGUAGAUGGCCCUGGUCCCACAGCUAUUGUGGGUGGGAAGGGGCUGGCAUUAGUGAGAGUGUAAGACGGAUAAAGAAUAAGAUGGUAGAAGCAUUGAUUAUAACUUAAAUGCUAUUUAAUUAAUUGAGACCUGUCUAAUUAAAAAGUCUUGACAUUCUUACUGGCUUCAUCCUGAGGCAGUGCUAGUGCCUUGUAAUCAUUUUAGAGUGGCAAUUUAAAAGCAUUCUUAAUAUGGGAAAGGUGAGUUGCACAUGUGAAUUCACACCUUAGUGCCUGACAGGAGCAAACCUGAGCUCUAUAAACACAUUUUCAGUUAUGUUUAUCAUGGUAAUUGUGGUGUCUUUCCCUCCUUGUCUGAGCAUUGUGUGAUUAAUUCAGGAGCCACAUUCAACUUUCUCCAGUUUUCAGAGCAAGUUCAAGCUUGACCUUUGCUUCAGGUUAUAUUUAGGAAAUUAUUGUCAAGUCCUAUGGCUGAAAAGCUCUUUAGUAGUAAAAGUCAUAUUGCUUGUCAUCAAA